Messenger RNA from Paramecium octaurelia, 493 nucleotides. The record is from the annotation of a GenBank genome assembly. Lineage: Eukaryota; Ciliophora; Oligohymenophorea; Peniculida; Parameciidae.
AUGAAUAAACCAAUUUAUAGAGAGUAUCAAACUCAUGAAGGAGACAAUGAAGAUCCUAAUAAUACCUAAAUGAUCUAAAUUACUGAUGAUACCAGUUUAAAUCGAAUUAAUGAUACUCUAAAAGAUUCCAUGAAUGACUACAAUAAAUAUGGAGCACAAAACAUUUAUUCCCCAUCCAACAGCAUUCAUUGUAAAUAACAAUUGAAAGAUGACUCAUCCCAUGAUCCAAAACGCAUAUAAUUGGUUAUUUAAAAUUAGAGUGAAUCAGAUAAACUAAUUGAAAUCAAUACUACUGAUCAUGGGGAUAAGGAAGAAAUUUCUAAAACUUAAAAGGGCAUGUUGGGCUCAUAAACAAUUUAAUACCAGAAGAAGAGAAUUCAGUUUAGGAAUCCACAAUAUGAAUUUAAAUAGAAAUCAAUAAAGGAAUACAAUUGGAAUUCUGAAGUUAUGUAAAAAUGGAAAUUUAGCAUUAAUAUUGUUAUUUUUGUUCUGA